Messenger RNA from Aspergillus campestris IBT 28561, 1231 nucleotides. RefSeq lists its product as uncharacterized. The transcript is spliced from 2 exons. The coding region runs from base 254 to 1000 and encodes 248 amino acids. The record is from RefSeq and is a predicted model, not a curated record. NCBI's taxonomy places the organism in Eukaryota, Fungi, Ascomycota, Eurotiomycetes, Eurotiales, Aspergillaceae.
CGUACACCGAACUUUCUGACCAACUUGUCAGUGACCUGAUCCUGUCCCAAUCCUGCGGUGUUGAAAGUAAGAAAAAGAGGUGUCCAAUAUCAUCUAGUUUGUUGAUCACCGCAAAAUCGCCGUCGCAUCUACCCUUUCAUUACCACACUUGACACGAUAGUAAAGCGUCGCAAUCGCUCUUCGAAAACACUCCCAUCGAUCGGUUUCGAUAAGCAUCCGAUCCGACAGGCGGACCGAGCCCUAAGCUGUCAGAAUGAGGAUCGCAGGGUGGAUCUCGGCCACAUUCUUCGCCUCGACGGUACUAUCCACAGAGACAGAGACACUACCGUUCUCCCCGCCUCAACCAACAGGAAACCAUGCGCGGGCGCUCGAUGUAUUACGAUUCCUAAAACGUUCGGACGAUAAUUGUCCAGCCGGGCAUAACCCGUGCACCAACAUGGACAGCCCGGAUGUUUGCUGCAAGCGGGGGUCCCGAUGUUCUCUCGAUGCCAACGACCACAUCGCCUGCUGUCCCACGGGGGCCAGCUGCACCGGCAGCCUCCCCACAAGCUCCAAAUCCGACGACAAUAGCUUCAAGUUCCCCUCGACGGCGUCUGCAACACACACGACCGGCGCGAACGAUGCGACCAUCACCGGGUCGACUAUACACGGCGCAUACCCGUUCGUCAACAUCCCCACGUCUUUCGCAAACGGCGGGAUCUGCUCGUCUUAUUACUCCCUCUGCCAAAGCGAAUACACCGGUUGCUUGUCGAAGCUGGGAGGCGGCUACGCUGUUACCGUGGGCGGAGAAGGCGGCGGGGUGACACGGGACGGAGCACCAUCUGCCGUGGCUACCUGCUCGAGUCUGAGCAUGGAAGCGUGCCAUGGUCUGCAUCUGGGGUACUGCGACACCCAUCAGACAGCGCACGAUGACGGGAACAGGGCCCCUGCCGGGCGGACGUCUAGUUUGCAGGACCUCUUCUUCGGCAUGCUCGUUAGCGUGGCUGGGAUGUUAAUCUGAUAUAGGUAGCCAUGUUCAUCUCCUGCAUGGAGGAAGAGGCAUGGUUGGUUUUCGGGCCCUUUACUUAUUGCAUAUUUACUCGCUUUUCAUCUUCUGAUAUGUAUGUUUACGCCUUGGUCCCUGGAUGGAUUUCAUAUGGAACGAUUGAUGAUGAUGGUCAAUGUAUCUACGUUUAUCUUGAUGAUUGUGAUUGUGAUUGUUUUUUUUUUUUUUUUUUCUUUUCUUUCUUUU